Entrophospora candida is the source of this 306-nucleotide messenger RNA. NCBI's taxonomy places the organism in Eukaryota, Fungi, Glomeromycota, Glomeromycetes, Entrophosporales, Entrophosporaceae. The record is from the annotation of a GenBank genome assembly.
AUGGGGGCUAGUCUUAGUUAUAGUCAAAAUUUAAGCACUUCGGCAGCCACUUUUGCAAAAAUUGAAGAUUUAAGAGAAAAGUUAGAUAGAAAAAAAGACGAAUUUCAGCAAAAGGCUCAGGAAUUAAAAAGUAAUUACGACCGAUUAAUUGAAAUUUGGAAGAAUGAAAUUCCUUUAACUUCAACUCCAACUAGUUCUGAUGAAGUAAAUAAUAAAUUUGAUAGAUUUUUAUCAACUAUGGUUGAUUUAGAAAAAAAAGUAAUUUUGGUCCAAAAGGGUAAUGUUAACCAGUUAGCAAGCAGUUGA